Messenger RNA from Phytophthora sojae, 1359 nucleotides. RefSeq lists its product as hypothetical. Gene Ontology annotation, cellular component: cytoplasm; nuclear membrane. Gene Ontology annotation, biological process: protein import into nucleus. The record is from RefSeq and is a predicted model, not a curated record. NCBI's taxonomy places the organism in Eukaryota, Oomycota, Peronosporomycetes, Peronosporales, Peronosporaceae. Gene Ontology annotation, molecular function: small GTPase binding. The transcript has 6 exons. Bases 1 to 1359 code for a protein of 452 amino acids.
AUGGCGCAGCAGCUGGCCGCGUGCGCGCGGCAGCUCUUCGAGGGCGCGUCGGGCAGCGCCGAGCAGCGCGCCGCCAACGCGUGGCUCAUGCAGUUCCAGGCGCGCGAGGAGGCGUGGCAGGCGGCGCUGCAGCUGCUGGAGCGGCCUGUGCGCGACCCGGCGACGCAGCAGGGCGCGCCGGAGCUGGUGGCGAUGCAGAUCCUGCGCCUCAAGACGCAGCAGGAUUGGACGAAAAUCAGCGCCCAGCAGCAACAAGUUGUGCGGCAGACGCUGCUGCAGCUGCUGGAGAUGACGUGCGUCGACGCUGACGGCGGCCUGUCACCCGUGAGCUGCCGCCUCGCCUGCGUGACGCUGGCGGACGUUGUGGUCAAGUCGUGCAGACUCUGGUCCAGCUGGAAGAGCGACGUGCAGCGGCUCGUGGACGCGGGGACGGCCGCGCAGAGGCAGCAGAAGGGAGCGGCAGUGUUGGCAGAGAUUCUGGGGGCCAUUCCGCUGCAGAUUCUGAUGUCCGAGAACCUCUGGGCCGCGGAGGAGACGCAGGAGGUGCUGGCGGGAUUCCAGGCGGAAGGAGGAGAAGUUAUGACAGCUGUGCAGAUGAUCCUCACGAGCAUGUACGGUUUUGCGAGGAGCAGCGCUCUGCGCUGCUUAGAAGGGUGGGGUGUGGGCUGCGUUCCGACCCACGAGACAUUUGGCUUGACCGCCGCGCAGCUUUUUUCUAGCGGAUUGAUGGAGAUGUUGCUCAGCAUUGUGACCAAUGACAACGAAGACCACGCACAGUUGGCUGCAGGGAUCAUCGCCGACUCCUUUGUGCAUGCUGCAUCUGCACCAGUCUCCCAAAGUAUGACGGCCGCCGUCCUUCAUGUGGGACAAUGUUUGGUUGAUGCAAUUCCGGUUUUUCAUUCGAGCAUCCAGUACCCAAGUGGAGGAAUGAUGACGAAGGAGCAGCAGACAACCGCUUGCAGGGGUAUUUCCCAAAUUGUGUGCUCUUUAGCGAUGAAUCACGCGAGUGUCCUAUUCUCAAGCCACGUGACAGACACUCAAGGAGCAUCUGAGCAGCACCGGCUUCUCUCUAUUAAUUUCCUGGAGCUGCUGCUCGCAUGCUCCUCGUUCAAUGACAUCGAUGUGGUCCAACCCACGCUGGAGAUCUGGUUCUUCUUUCUCGAAGACAACGAUUCAGCUCAAAAUGAGGUUUCAUGGAAGCUCUUAGAUGCUACAGGCCAAGAGCAUAUUGUUAGUGUAUUGUCACGUCUGGUUAAUGCUCUGAUUGAGCGGUGCAAGUACCCGCAAUGGUUUAUUGAAAGACACGAAGUCGUAAGUGACGACCCCGUAAUCGAAGCGAUUGGUGGCUUCCGCAGGUAA